AUGUACCAAGAGCAUUACAAUGCCCUCUUCUCCAUGGACUUCAUGGACACCAAGUACCCACAUGUUGACACAAUGAAGGCCCUUGGAAUCUUUGAGGAUGUGGAGCUAAUUCUCAAGAACAUGCACUUGGCCAAGCUUUUCUCUUAUCACAUGGAAUCCUACAAGGAGCUCACUUGCGAGUUCUUAGCUUCAAUGAGGUACCACAUGUAUGAAGAGGAAGAUAGAGCUGAUUUGGACCAAGGAUUGGGAUGGAUCACGUUCUUGGCUAAGGGAGAGAAGAGAAUGGUGACCUUUAGGCAGCUGGAAAUCUUGUUUGGGUUCAACUAUGGAGAGGGUACCAAGUGGAACUUCAAGGAAAAGGAACUCCAAAGGGUUUGGGCUACAAUCGCUGAUGGAGUGUACUCUUCCUCAAGGUCCAAGGCAGCUCAGAUCAGGAGCCCAGUCUUGAGGUAUGUGCACAAGGCACUUGCCAACACCUUCUUUGCAAGGAAGGCGACCGGGACCAUCAACGAGGGGGAACUCAAGUUUCUUGACAUGGGAAUCAAGCCCAUUCUCUCACGCACAAGCGAUGGCAAGAGGAUAAGGGGAGAUAGAUCUGACACAGGGAACUUGAUGCCUUUCCUUGACCAUCUCCUUACCUACAAGAUCACAGCCUACAACACUAGACAUCAAACGAGGAAGGCGCCUAAGUGUUGGAGGGCUCAUCACACCUAUCUUGUGUGCUGCUGGAGUGAACCCAACUGA
This is a messenger RNA of Microthlaspi erraticum, 744 nucleotides long. NCBI's taxonomy places the organism in Eukaryota, Viridiplantae, Streptophyta, Magnoliopsida, Brassicales, Brassicaceae. The record is from the annotation of a GenBank genome assembly.